UGUUUAGACGGUGGCGCGUAGUCUGAAUUGAACGGCUUGCCGAAGCGCACGUUCGCCGUUGUAGUGUACGUAUUUCGCGCGAUCUCGGCUUUCGUUUCCGACGAAUAUUUUUUUGCGACCGUUAAUUUUUCCGUCUUGCUUCUUUUUUUUUCGAUUGAUUUUUUUUGUCAACCGAACAAAAUAAUAUAUUAGUUACCGUCGACACAAGUCCUUCUGACUGGGUACUUUUCAACAUGCCCAUGCGUGCAGUAGUGUGCGACUAAAAACUAGUCGAAAUAUUCAACACCACCAUAAUAAUAUUAACUACCGGAUAAAUAUUGAAAUACGCUCGAAAAUAUAAUAACUGUUAUAAUAUUAUUAUCGUGUACACUACGAAUACCUAUAAUACACCGUACGAGCGUUUUGGACAGAUGCAUCAAUAGCCGCCGAAUCGAUUUUGAAUAACUUCAUCAAGACGUAUAAAAAUCAAAUUCAAGACCAAUUAAGACACAUUGGUAAAAAAGGUGGAUUUAUUUUUAAAAAUGGAUCCAUUGGACGAUGUUGAAAAUUGUGAACCCCAUCAUCACCUGCUUAAAAGACCACCUGUAGAUAUCGAAUUUUCAGACUUGACUUACAGCGUACCACAAGGACGAAAUGGAUCAAAAAUUAUUCUUCGGAGUGUAAGUGGUUUGUUCAGAUCCGGUGAACUGACAGCGAUACUCGGACCGUCCGGCGCGGGGAAAAGUACAUUGAUCAAUGUAUUAGCUGGUUAUAGAUGUGGUGAUGCCCGAGGUUCCAUAAUGGUAAAUAGCCGACCAAGAGAAAUGAAAUCAUUUCGAAAAAUGUGUCGUUACAUAAUGCAAGAAGACCUCUUGCAACCGGCACUCACAGUAUUAGAGUCCAUGGAAAUAGCUUCAGAUUUAAAGCUUGGUUAUACGAUUUCCAAAGAAAACAAACUUGAAUCUAUUGAAGAUAUCCUACAAAUGCUUCGGCUUACUAAAGCGAAAAACACACUCAUGGAGAAUUUAUCUGGUGGAGAAAGAAAACGAUUGUCUAUCGCUUUGGAGCUUGUUAACAAUCCCCCUGUAAUAUUUUUGGAUGAACCUACCACUGGUUUAGACGACUUAUCCAGUUCGCAAUGCGUGUCAUUACUUAAGGAUCUUGCCUAUGGCGGUAGAACAAUCAUUUGUUCUAUACACACACCUAGCGCAAAAUUAUUUGCGAUGUUUGAUCACAUAUAUAUAGUAGCCGAAGGACAGUGCAUGUUUGCAGGAGUUGGCCAGGAUAUGGUUCCAUACCUCUCUACCGUAGGACUCAAUUGCCCUAAGCACUACAACCCAGCGGACUUUAUGAUCGAAGUUUGCAGCAGGGAGUAUGGCGAUUAUUCGGAAAAAAUGUCAACGGCCGUGGACAACGGUAAAUGUUUGAGAUGGUUCAAAGAUAAUGCUGAAAUGAGGAAGCCAAUCGUACGCCGAGCGUCACAGUACGACACAGUCUCCAAUCACCUGUACGAUUUUUCUAGUACGGGAUGGUCUCAGUUUAACGUGCUCCUCCGGCGAAUGAUGAUACAACACAAAAGAGACUAUACGUAUUUAUUGUUCAAAUUGUUCAUGUACACGUUUAUCGGCCUAGUAGUCGGCGGCAUGUUUUUUCAAUUCGGAAAUGACGCUUCUAUGACUAUUUUCAACUAUGGGUUCAUAUUUAUCACCAUAAUCGUUUUUAUGUACACACCACUUAUGCCAGUAUUGUUAAAAUUUCCUACAGAAGUUCAGCUAUUGAAACGAGAAUACUUCAACCGAUGGUACGGACUGAAUGCUUAUUUUUGUGCGCUCACGUGUUCACAACUCCCGAUGCAGAUAAUCCUAUCGUCAAUCUACAUAGCGAUAACUUACUUCUUGACAAACCAACCGUUGGAAUGGGAACGAGGAAUUAAAUUUUCCGUUGUGUGUUUGAUGGUGUCCUUGUCGUCAGAGAGUAUGGCGUACGCGAUUUCUUCACAAUUCAACGUUACGAACAGCGUGUUCUUCGGGCCGUGCGUGGCUUGCCCGAUGAUGCUGCUGGCAUCAUUCGGUCUGGGCUACGAGGAGGACGAGAUCCCCGGCAUCAUCCGGCUGGGCAUGAACUUCAGUUACCUGCGGCACGGCGUCGAGGCGCUCGUCAUGGCCGUCUACGGCAACGGCCGCGGCCGGCUGGAGUGCCCCAAAAACGAGGACUACUGCGAACUCCGGGACCCGUCGGCCCUGUUCAAGACGGUCGGCAUGUCCCAGGUGACAUACUGGGGGUCGAUGAGCGCCCUGUGUGGCAUGUUCCUCGCGUUCAAGGUGGCGUCGUACGUGAUGCUCCGGUGGAGGCUCAGCACCAAACCGUCGCUGCUGCUCAAGCUCGGGUUUGUCGGCCGUUUCAUCAAGGCCAACUUUAACAUUCCUCGCUGA
This is a messenger RNA of Acyrthosiphon pisum (pea aphid), 2411 nucleotides long. Its product is annotated as ATP-binding cassette sub-family G member 4. Gene Ontology annotation, molecular function: ATP binding; ABC-type transporter activity; ATP hydrolysis activity. The coding region runs from base 522 to 2411 and encodes 629 amino acids. NCBI's taxonomy places the organism in Eukaryota, Metazoa, Arthropoda, Insecta, Hemiptera, Aphididae. The record is from RefSeq and is a predicted model, not a curated record. Gene Ontology annotation, biological process: transmembrane transport. The transcript has 12 exons. Gene Ontology annotation, cellular component: plasma membrane.